AUGAAUCAGCGAUUGGCCUGUCCACCAAGGGUUUGCGGAGGUUUUACGCCGCCUGCCAAUGGAUGGUGGCCAUUGGUCUUCAUGUUUGAAACAGUUGCCAUGUUGUUUGACCGGUCGUUUGCGUCGAGUGUUGUUAAUUCGGCACUCGGCACAAAAUCUUUGAGGUGCCUUUUGUACGAAGGAGGCCCUCUCAGGUGUGUUUCACGACUGGUUAAACCUGGUAUCCGGUUUGACCGCUAUGCUGUAUUGGGUGAUGAUGUUCUCAGCACCGAUCCAGCUGUGGCCGAGCACUACCGUGCUAGUUUGAAAAGACUUGGUGUCUCCGAGCACAAGUCCUUAAUCUCUUCCAUGGGUAGUGUUGAGUUCGCCAAACGCUUCUUGGUGAAGGGGAUGCAAAUCGAUCUUUCCCCCGUAUCCAUGAAGUCGUUGCUUGGCUUCCACCAUCCAUACGGCCUUAUGGCUAUACAUGAGAAGUACGACCUUAAACGGUUCAGUACUUUCGUGCGUAUUGGUGGUGGAGGCUACCGGACUCUCUCCAAUCUCAAUAAUAUUAAGUCCUCGAAAUGGAGGAGGCUUAAGCUUAUGUGGGAUAAGAGGCGGCUACCGCUCGAGUACCUCCUAGGUUCGGGAGUACCAUUGAACCCAUAUCUCCAUGGAGAGCUUGUUAGGCUUCUCCGUCGGAAGAUGGCCCCAAAAGAUUUAGUUACCAUCGCGGUAUAG
Molecule: messenger RNA, 720 nt
Organism: Neltuma alba
Lineage: Eukaryota; Viridiplantae; Streptophyta; Magnoliopsida; Fabales; Fabaceae
Exons: 3
Coding region: 1-720 (239 amino acids)
Source: RefSeq, a predicted model, not a curated record